Messenger RNA from Conger conger (European conger), 1182 nucleotides. RefSeq names its product 5-hydroxytryptamine receptor 5A-like. Gene Ontology annotation, cellular component: plasma membrane; dendrite. Gene Ontology annotation, molecular function: neurotransmitter receptor activity; G protein-coupled serotonin receptor activity. The transcript is spliced from 2 exons. The coding region runs from base 145 to 1182 and encodes 345 amino acids. NCBI's taxonomy places the organism in Eukaryota, Metazoa, Chordata, Actinopteri, Anguilliformes, Congridae. The record is from RefSeq and is a predicted model, not a curated record. Gene Ontology annotation, biological process: G protein-coupled receptor signaling pathway, coupled to cyclic nucleotide second messenger; chemical synaptic transmission.
AAUCAAUUCGAUGACUGGAAAAGUGAUGGCCAGUUUUUUUCGUUGGCUCGCAACGACAUCGUUUCUCUAACCCAAUGCCCACAGCACAUUGACUUCCUGGCACACAGAACUUUGCGCGCACGGGUCAGAGCAAGGAAUUCCACCAUGGAUAAGUUUAACUUGACAGUGUGGGUAAACACCAGCUCGGACGAAAACAUUCCCCAAAGGCUCACCGUCUCAAUGUUCAGUGUCCUUAUGCUGACGUUGCUAGUUAUGCUGAUAAUUGCGACAUUUUUGUGGAAUCUGUUGGUGCUCGCGACGAUAUUGAGGGUAAAGACGUUCCACAGAGUGCCCCACAAUUUGGUUGCAUCAAUGGCAAUAUCCGAUGUGAUGGUGGCGGCUCUUGUGAUGCCUCUCAGCCUUGUCAACGAGCUGUCGGAGAGAAGAUGGCGCUUCGGAAGAGUCCUUUGCGAUGUGUGGAUCUCGUUCGACGUCCUGUGCUGCACCGCUAGCAUCUGGAAUGUCACUGCCAUCGCCCUGGACCGAUACUGGUCUAUUACGCGCCACUUGGAGUACACUCUCAAAGCGAGGAAGAAAAUAUCAACUAUCAUGAUAGCCGUAACAUGGGCUCUGUCCGCAGUGAUAUCUCUCUCGCCACAGUUCGGGUGGGGAGAGACUUACGCCGCUGAUGAGGAGAACUGCCAAGUCAGUCAGGAACCAUCAUACACAGUUUUCUCUACUUUCGGGGCGUUUUACGUGCCUCUUUCUGUCGUUUUGUUUGUAUACUGGAAAAUUUACAAAGCCGCUAAACUUCGAAUUGGCAGUCUAAAGAGGAACGAGGUUAUACCCAUGCCGGGAGUCGUACAGGUGAAGGAGGCCGAGCACGUGCCCCAGGUGGCCUUUGCAGCCCGCCACGUGGGCGUGGCCUUCCAGACGGAAGGCGAGACGUGGCGUGAGCAGAAGGAGCGGCGGGCGGCGCUGACAGUGGGCCUCCUCAUCGGCGUCUUCGUCCUCUGCUGGAUCCCCUUCUUCGUGACCGAGCUGCUGGGCCCCCUCUGCUCCUGCACCGUGGUGCCCCCGCUGGGCAAGAGCGUCUUCCUCUGGCUGGGCUACUCCAACUCCUUCUUCAACCCCCUCAUCUACACCGCCUUCAACAAGAGCUACAACAGCGCCUUCCGGAGCUUCUUCACCAAGCAGAGGUGA